Molecule: messenger RNA, 3321 nt
Organism: Odontomachus brunneus
Lineage: Eukaryota; Metazoa; Arthropoda; Insecta; Hymenoptera; Formicidae
Product: KIF-binding protein-like
Exons: 3
Coding region: 1445-3037 (530 amino acids)
Molecular function (GO): protein binding
Source: RefSeq, a predicted model, not a curated record
AAAGUAAAUGUUUUCCAUAUUUUCUUGUAUCUUCUUCUCUAAUUUUUCUUUCUAAUUUUUGCCUGCUGUGAUCUACUUUUCUUUUCUUUCUCUAUCAUUCCUCCUUCUUCACCGCAUUCAGUAUUCACUCCUUUGACUUAUGAUUGAAAUUUGACUUCAAUUUAUUUUCGUUUCAGUUGCCGAUAACAAUAAUGUACAAUUGUUCAUUCUAAUAAUUUUAUUUCUUCGUUUUAACUUGCUAUAAUAAUCAUUUUUCGUUAACAUUCGCAAUUUGUUUAUUUUCUUUGCAUUUGAAUCAAUUUAAAUUCAAUGGUAUGUUAGGCAAACUUCUGUUUUCAAAUAUUCAAACAAAUAUUAAUCGUAUCUUCCGCGUAUCUUCAGAUAUAAAUGUAAACGACGGUUAUAAGUAGGCUGCUGUGAAAACGUGGAAUACGAUUGAAUAUAAAAUGGAUUAUUGCCCGAAAAUAUUCUUAAAAAUAUUCUUAAAAAUCUCUCGCUCACCACUAACAUAAGUAGCUAAUUGAAUAAAGUUACCACGUAUAACAGCAAUUUCGAGAUAUUAGUGUUUAUAUAUAUUAUGGAACCCGGACAGACCAAACGCAUUUAAGAAAAACAACAACAAUAAUUGCAGAACUUCACAAACACAAUAAAUUUUUAUUAAAAUCUAUUGUCAACAUUAUGCUCGAAAAAGAUGUCUACCAGAAGCACAGGAAAAACGAAAUGCGAGUUUGGUAAUAAAGAAAUAUAUUAUGUUGAAUAUACAUAUGUAUGAAUAUAUAUGUUACAUGUUGUCAACAAUGAUGCAACAUAUUCAGAACAUAUAUGUUGCAUGUUGUCAACAAUAAUACAACAUAUUCAGAAUAAUCUUUUAAUAUUGAUUUAUUUAAUUACAAAUAUAGAGUUGAUCGAGAAUUUCAGGAGUCUCGAAAUUAUAUUAAAACUCAGUAAACAAUUCCUCAAAAUUUACGGAUUGUGAUUUAAAUUUUGUAUAAAUCGAAGAGAAUUUAACAACACGCAAAUCAGAACAAUAGAAACUAGGAAAAAUUCUUCGCCAGAGAAAGUCGCUUUGUAACUUGUAAAAUUCAUGAAUUCGAUACCAUACUUUUGAUCAUGGCUGUAUCUAAUAACAUAUAACAAUCAGAUUUACGAAUAUCAUAACAGUUGCUAAGCUGCUUUGCUGUUGUCCAAUUCGUAAAUCUAAUUGACAUAAACUGUCAGAUUCAACUAAGAUUAGAGGCAUAUAGCAAUCAUACUGACGAAUUUUAUAACAGUUACAAAGUAGCUUUCUCUGCUGAAUAUAGCUAUUGUUGUUUGGUGCGAAAUUGACUAUCUAUGUCCAAGAAGAAGAACUAGGAGAAGAACAAUAAUUUCAAAACUUGACAACAAGAAAACAAGAGAUUCUUCUUAUCAUAUAAUUUGUUAUCAACAUAUUCUUCGAAAGAAAAUGUCCACCAAAAUAGACGAAUCAAAUUGCGAGUCAGAUUCGUUAACAUUAUUUGCAGCAACGGGAGUGGUUGAAAGUUCCUGUAAUUUUGAAGAUACGAUAAAACCUAGUGACGAAUUUUUGCAAGCUUUCAAAUUAACAUACCCAUUUUCUAAAAAUUCAAAUAAAUAUAACAAAAAAUAUAUCAGGACAAUAGAAGUAAAAAUAGACAAAUUGUUUCAUAAAGUAAUCAAAUCGCAACACACAAAAUUUGAAGAUAUUAUAACUCUUGCAUAUAUUUGCGAACAUAUAUGUUUUGCAUACAUAAAGUUAAAUCGGAUAGAAAUGAUACCUGCUGCUAGUAAUUCUAUUCUGCGUUGUUUAUAUUUGAUAAAAAAUAAAGAGCUGGAUCCCAAAAUUAUUUUGCUGACUUUAAAAGCAUAUAGCCAUUUAAUCUAUAUUUAUCGUCAACAAAAGAAGCUGAAGAGUGCUAUAGAAAUAAUUGAUAAAGCUAUAGAUUUAUAUUUGACAUAUAUGGAAGAAAAUAGCAAGUACGGUAUUCCUAUCGAUUAUGAAGAUAUUAUUAUUAAGCCAUCUGUACAAAUAAAUGGUUAUAUAAAAUUAAAACCUUUAUAUACAUUCAUUUUAGAAAUAUCAAUAUAUAUACAUUCAAAGAUGAGAUCAAAAGCUAAUGAAACUUUUAUGCUAUCUUAUCAUUUGCUUUUAAUCGAUAAUUUUAAUUAUUUUCAAGGAACUGAGGAAUAUGUAGAAUGGAUUGAAAAAGCAACGAUAGUAUGCAAUUAUUUAAUCACGUGUAACCGUUUCGCAGAAGCUAGAAGUUAUAUUAAUCAAAUAUGUAAUGUACAAAAUGUCGUACAUGAAAAAUAUUUUGAUAUUAAGACAAAGGGAUCUCUCUCGGAAAUAUCCAUAAUCCUUAAUCAAAGCUUAGUCACGUCCAAAUUAAUUAUUUUAUGCUGUAUAAGGUACGGUGUUGCGCUCUUCUAUCAGUCAGUGGAACGACUGCUACGAUUAGAAAAGGACGAAGUUUCUGAGGCUAACAACUCAAUAACUGACUAUUCAAAAUUGGAGGGGCGGGCACCGCGAAGAUUACUAAUAUUCGCUCUAAAUAAGGAAGCAUAUUACGACACCAAUACAUAUCAUUCGAUGCCGUUUACGUACAUAUUGAAAUAUAAUGAAGCUCAGAAACAGUUUGUCAAAAUUCUGAACGUGAUUUACAGAUCAGGGCGAGAUGCUGACUUCGUCGAGGAUAUAAAUUUAUAUAUUCGAUUUAAAUUAUACAUUUCUAAUGCUUACAAAUAUAUGGCAUUCUACGAAAAAGAAACAGCCAAUCAGUUUUCUUUACGAAAACGGCGUGUAGAAAUUUUAGAAAUAGCUGCAAAUGCUUUAGAAGAUAAGAGUAAUUGUAAAUUAAUGAGACUCUUACUGCUUCAACUGACAAUUGCUUAUUCUAUCUUGAUAGACAUGAAACUAGAAGACAUAGAGGCAAUUAACCUACCAUAUUUGUCCCAAAAACAAUCUGUACUUACUGAUGAAAUUAACAUUCUAGUAGCGAAGAGCUUAAUAUUCCUACGAAAGUAUACAUACUCUAAAUAGACCGUCGUCACGACGGUGAUGUCGAUGUCUCAUUCGGCACAUAAUGACAGUAAUGUUAUAAGGAAUUACCGCGCAAACUUGUGAACAGUGACUCGCACUCAUGACAAUUUAAUAUCAUCGAAAACUAACUUCGGAAUAGAUAUGUUCAAACCACUAUGCAAACGAGUGCACAUUAAAGUUUAUUCACUCGAUGAAAAAUUAGUCAUACAUAAUUAUGUAAAAUUAUAUAAAGUUCUAUAUAAUUUUACAUUAUUAUAUAUAAUUAUGUAUGAAAUUUGUCCAUA